This is a messenger RNA of Cuscuta campestris, 1561 nucleotides long. NCBI's taxonomy places the organism in Eukaryota, Viridiplantae, Streptophyta, Magnoliopsida, Solanales, Convolvulaceae. The record is from the annotation of a GenBank genome assembly.
CCCAAAGAUCUUUUCUUUCUUCAAUGGUGUGUUUUCCAUAGAUGCCACUGAUGAAGAUUUCCAAGUUUGAAAUGUGGCAAUUGGAACUUGAUGAUUUUCUUGAUGGAGGAUUUGGGUUCAAUGAUGAAAGCAAACGAUACUUUGUGUUGCUGGAUGAGGAUGAAUUGAGUGGUUCUGAGGAGAUUGAGGAUCUUUUGAGAUGGGCAAAUCUUCAUCCGAGAGAAGGUUUCAUCCUCAACCCAGUGGCGAAUUUAUGGACUCAGCGUACUGAAGAUUCACAACCAUCAAUUUCAAAGGCUUUGUUUGAUGUUGAGAUCCAAGAUACUUUAGUUUCGAACAAUGUUGAUGACUGCAGGACCUUUGAAUCUGGAAAUCUUGGAAUACAAGAUGGUCUUCCAAAAUCUGAUUUGGUUCAUUCCUUCACUGUGCCUGAUAGUAUGGCAGUGGUUGCAUUCUCUGCACCUAUUACACCCGAACCUCAGAAGGCAGCAUACACUGCUUCAAAGAAAACAGAUUCCAUUUUGAAGUUACAAACGGAGGAUAAGGCAGUAACCUUGGGUGAGGUUGUAAGGCAAACUGUUAUAGAGACGGAUUCUCCAGAAUACAAGGCUAAUUUGGCAAGAUUCACGAGGCUUGCAAAGGAAUACUCGAAACCAAAGCUUAUAAACCUUGGAGAACUCUUUGGAAGAAGUACUAAGAAAGAGUCUGCUACUUGUUACAAGGUUUUGAUAAGCCAUAAUACGGAUGAAAAGGGUGCUUAUGCUGAUUCAAGAGAUGCAAGUAAGGAUUCAAAUGCAAAAAUGGGUGAGGACUUUGUUCCAGACCCAAACAUUCUAACCUGCAACAAAUUCAAGGCAUUGGACGAUCCUGUACUUUUACAAAAUGAGGUAGAAGUGAAAGAAGUCCCAAGGUCGGGGCUUAUAAGGAACUCAAGGACCAAAAGAAGAAUCAUACCCGAGGAAGGAUAUCUCUCUUACUCAAACGAUCCUGCCACCGGGAAGUCCAUUCCCACGGACACUUCUAAAAGUUAUCAUGGCCGAGAUCAAAAUAGGGGAGUUAUCCAUUUGAAGGGUGAAAAUGCAGUUGGUUACUUGAGGCCAGCUUAUGCAAUCUUGAAGAACUUCUUGCAGAAGCUUGGACUGCAGGGGGAAUUUUCAAUUGGAACACUAUCCUUUAAUCAGGAGGCAGAAGAUGCAGCUAUUAAAGCACAGGAAAGGAUUGAAUCAUGCAACACAGAUGAUAACAUAGAGGCCUUUCAUCUAGCAAAUGCAAACCUUCUCAAGGCAUGCAAAACUGAAGAAAACUACUGGGCACAAAAUGUUAGCCUUGGUUUGCUAAGCCUCAUGUUUUGAUGUUAACAAACAAUAUAAGAGCUUAAGUGUUUUAAGUACAACAAGAAUCCAUUAAGAUUCGGUACUCAAGAAUGAAGUCGAAACACCAAACUAGCGUAGAAUAUAGGUAGAAACCGAUGUAAGAAUAUGACUUUAUAUACCUAUAUUCACAAGCUCAAAUGCACUCACAAAAUAUGUUUAAAACCAUCCCAUAAACAUUUUCAAAUAUC